AAACGAUACGACGCGGCGUGCCAAAACAAAAAACAUUAAAUAUAUAAAAUGUAACCAUUAUAAGUUGAAUUUGUUUCAAUAAACAUAAAACUGAACGUACGCCGCUGUGGCCCGCAUGCGGAAGCUUCGAUUCAGCUUAAUAGAGCAGCAGCAGGCAGAGAACCAGAAAGUAAUGGAGCAGCCGUACAAGAAUUGAUUAAACAAACGCCUCCACACAUCCCCCGUCAAACUGAGAGUCAUCUCGCGUGGAAAGUGUCGACAGAGAGAGCAUAAAUAAUGCACAAAAUGGUUAAAUUAUUCCUCAGUUGAAAGUGAAAGCGCGACGCUGUCCCACGAGAAAUGCUGUUGCCGGCGAGAGCGGACAAGUUAUGCUAAUGACAUGGGACAAAGAGGACAACCAAUCGAUGCUAAAAUUCGACAGAUCAAUGUAGAAAAGCAUAGCAAAAUCCACCGGAUAACAACGGAUAAGACUACUAUCUACUCUUUCAAUCAAAUCGAUUAUAAAGUUUGACAAACCAAUGCGAAUAAGCAACACAGAUACCUACCGAUAACAACGGAUAAAACAACAAUCAAAUGACAAAUCAAUAAACAAAAUCCAUACAAAUUCCAGCGGAUAGCAGCGGAUAAAACAACAAUCAAAUCUCUUUCACUAGACAAGAAAACACACACAAAAAACUCGACCAAGAUGCGCUUGCAACAUCGCUAUAACCCCAAUCCAGCCACAACAACAAAAACACAGACCAUAGGCAAUAACAACAACAGCACAAACACUAACAUCAACAACAACAACAUCAUCAUCAACAACAACAACAACAACAACACCAACAACAAGCGAGCCAAGAAAUUGAACAACAACAGCAACGGCAUCAUUAAAUUGCGAACAGGAACAGCAACAAAAGCCGCCAUGCCACCCGCCACACCACCCACCGUUCCCCCACCCCCAGUGGCAGUGACUAGGCACCACCAAAUGCUGAUGCUGGAGGAGGGCCCCAUACAGUCGUGUCUGGUCCCCCAAAAACAGGAGGAUGAGGACGAGGAGAAGGGGGAGGAGACCGAAACCGAAGAGCCCACAACCACGACUUCGGUGGAGCUGCGAUCAUCGGCCAGCUCCCACUAUCGGGCCUACACCACCAUUCGCAGCAAUUCAACAUCCGCGAUACUGGCCGGAGCGGGUCUACCGCCUUUUGGGGGCCACUGCUCGCAGACGACACCCGGGAUGCUCUAUGCCCGCCCCCGCACCCUCAAUGUGCACAAUGUGUGCCAGACGCCCGCGCAGAUCACGCAAAUGUUUUUUGGAGAAGUCCUGAAUGCAUGGCGUGCCAAGGCCCGCUGCAAUGUGGUGCCCGACGAGCGUACCCAGGAGCUCUUCCACGAGCUAAGCUUCCAUCCCAGCCAAAAGCAGAUUAGCGAAAUGCUGCAAACGGCCAAGAAGGUGGCCCGCAAGGGGGGCAGUGGACAGCCAAAUGGCCUGACAUUUGGACAGUUUUGCGUACUGGCCGCAGAUUUGAAGCGUUUUCGGGCUUCAACGAUUUCGAAUCAGACAUCAAACUACUGCGAAUACCAGCAACUGUCGGCGGGCUCAGGCUCUCUGCUCCAGCAACAGCAGCAGCAGGAUGAUACCCCAUCGACUGCCGCCUCACCUGCCGCCUACAGCCAUAGCAAUGGCAAGAAGCUGGACAACCAUGGCACCGAACUGCGGAGCACCAAAUCCUUUAGCAGUGUCGAUGAUACCAAAAAGAAAAAGAACGCCAGCAAUGAGCCCGUGGAGGUGUUCCUUGGGGGCUCCUGCAAUCCCACAACCUGGCGAGCGGACGUUGCCAUACCAGCCCUCAAAGAGCUGGGCAUUUCAUUCUAUAAUCCUCAAGUAUCCGAUUGGACGCCCGAUCUCAUCGAGCUCGAGCAUCGAGCUAAGGAAAAGGCCCGUGUAUUAUUCUUUGUUAUGGAUUCGGAAACACGCGCAUCUGCUGGUGCCAUCGAGGCGGCACACAUAGCGGGUCAAAACUGCAAGCAGCUGGUGUUGGUUUUGCAUCCGUAUAAACCAAAUCAGAAGAUACUGAACGAGCCUAUUUCACAGCAAGAAUACCUCGAUCUGACUCGCAAUCAGAUGAUACUUAAGGAGCUGGUCUCCCGUCGCGGUCUCCCAGUCCUGGAUAACAUACCCUCGGGAUUGCAGCGCACCAAGGAAAUACUGUCGGGCAUCAGGGAUCCACCGUCCAAGAUAUCUUCCAUUUUAGAUACCGUACGCGGGGCCUUCGAUCGGGUGAACCCGCAAAGCGACCUACUCACUGUGGAACAGUGCAAACGUGCUCUCUUAUUCUUAGGCUAUGCUCAGAGUUUAGUUAAUUUAGACAAUCUAACCAAGAUCAUAAUUAAUCAGCGCGAAUCGCUGAAAUUCCUGCAAACGCACAGCUCAAAGAUCGAUCCAAAUGAAGAUUCAGAUCUGCCCAUCAUGGCCAACCAGGAGCUCAUCGACUUUGAUCUAUUCUGUGUGAUCUCGGCCUACCUGUCCGUCCUGCAGCAGGAGAUCCACGAGAGUGGCUGCAUCUCGCCGAUCAAGGGCACCAAUGUGCCACCACCGCAGGUUUACUUUACCAACGCACCCGAUGUGGACAUCUAUUAUUCGGCCAGCAAGAACAUCUCGCGUACCUCGAGCAACGCCAGUGUACCGUCCAACAGCAGCAGCGGCAUUGGCCACGAUCUGGAACGCCAGAGCCUGUUCGAGCAGCUGAGUCGCAGCCGGGACAGUGGCACCUCCUCUCCGCAGCCAGCCGCCGCGAGCAGUCUAGGUAAAAGCUUCAAGCCUCAGAUCUUGCUGAACGUCGAGUCCAUUGAAACAACCGAAAUAAUCACCACCAAAACGAUAGAAACCAAGCCAUGCGGCGCGCAUCCUGCGUCUGCGGCAGCCCCCACCGAGGAGGAGGAGAGCGACUCCAACGAUUCGGUCUUCUCGAGCAGCAGCUCCAUUGCCAGUGCCGGGGAUGCACUCUGUUGUGGCGGACUCGAUCUGCGUGAUGUCUAUCUGGGCGGCAGCUGUGUGAUGCGCACCAAGUGGCGUCAAGAGCUGGCCGUUCCCUACCUGCAGUCGAAGAACGUCAGCUUCCACAGCCCGGCCCUGCACGAGAGCAUACAGCUUCAGUCGCAGCAGCAACCGCAGCAGCAGCAACAGCAGCAGCCUGGACUGCAUGAGCAACAGCAGCAGCAGCGCUCGUUUGUCCGCACGCGUCGAAAGUGCCGCGGCAAUCAGCUGCAGCUGGAGGAGCAGGAAGAGCUGACGGUAGCCGAGGAGUCGCUCAGCUGGUCGCUGCCACCGGUGUCCGUGCGCCAUAACCUGUACAAUCCCUCGCUGCUUGACUCCAGCAGAGUGCUGCUCUUUGUGAUCACCAAUGAGACGCGUUCCCUGGCCCCCAUGACACUGGCCGCCCACUGCAUUGGCCUCAUGUACAAUGUAGUGCUUGCGGUCCAAAUGCUGCCCGAGGAUUGUGUGCUCGGUGGCGAAAAGCUAACUGUGGCCGCCAUCAAGGACUACAAUCGCGGACGGUCGUACCUCAUCGAUUUGGCCAAGCGGCAGGGCGUGCCCGUGUUCAAUGACAUACGGGCGGCCCUUGACUGCACUGUGGCCAAGGUGCAGGCGUACAACAAUCGCGAUCGUUGCUAAUUCGUACCUGUAUUCAAGUUCCAGCACGUGACAAUUUUUAAGCUUAUUUCUAAACUAAAUCUAAAUCCUAGUGCAAUUUAUAUUGUUUUCUACGCCCGUGACCAUGCCCCAUGCCCCAAGCCCCAAGCCUCCUACUACCACUAAUCUGAAUGCUUUAUAAUCGUAUUCUGAAAUGGUCCCCCUUCUCUAUAGUUGAUUCUAUGCGUAAUACGUAAUAACUUAAUCUAUAAUUUAAGUGUAAAACCACUAAAAUGUCGUCGCCCAGACAGCGCAUUUCAUAACCCUAUGGAGGCGGCUCUUCGGUCUCUUUCGGCCUCCCCCUCCAUAUAUGAUAAUUUAUUAUAAUUUAUUUAACAUAUACGAGUAACGAGUAAUCCAUGUAGUACAUGUGCUAAGCUGUAACUGUAAAUAUCCACACAAACAUGUACAAUUCUAGUGCAUAAGCAAUGCAAAAACCCACUAAACUAUAUAUUUUAUAUAUUCUUAGCGAGCAUGCAAAUAUUAUUAAUGUAAUAAUUACCAUAUAAAACCCAACCCCCCCUAUAUUAUACACGCAUACAGAUAUUGACCCCCACUGUACCAGUUGGCUGGACAAAAAAUAUCUCAAUAAACAAAUUUUUCUAACAUAUAA
Molecule: messenger RNA, 4286 nt
Organism: Drosophila miranda
Lineage: Eukaryota; Metazoa; Arthropoda; Insecta; Diptera; Drosophilidae
Gene: raw
Exons: 10
Coding region: 686-3655 (989 amino acids)
Cellular component (GO): plasma membrane
Source: RefSeq, a predicted model, not a curated record